CUCCCAACCCUACGCCGUCGUCCUACUUCGCACGCACUCCCUACCGUCUUCUCCUGCCUUCGCCUCGCUUCUGUUCCCGCCGGCCGCCGCGGAUUCUUCUUACACGAAGCCCUAGCUAUAGCCAUGGCCGGGAGGGGGAAGGCGAUCGGUUCGGGUGCUGCCAAGAAGGCCAUGUCACGGAGCUCCAAGGCCGGGCUCCAGUUCCCCGUGGGGAGGAUCGCGAGGUUCCUCAAGGCUGGCAAGUACGCCGAGAGAGUCGGCGCCGGAGCGCCGGUCUACCUCGCCGCCGUGCUCGAGUACCUGGCUGCUGAGGUUCUUGAGCUCGCUGGGAACGCCGCGAGGGACAACAAGAAGACCCGCAUCGUGCCGCGCCACAUCCAGCUCGCCGUCCGCAACGACGAGGAGCUCUCCCGCCUGCUGGGCACGGUCACCAUCGCCAGCGGCGGCGUCAUGCCCAACAUCCACAACCUGCUCCUCCCCAAGAAGGCCGGCGGCGGUAGCGCCAAGGCCGCGGCCGGUGACGAGGACUAGAUCCUGACGACCUUCCGGUGACCGCUUCUUGUGGAUGAUGCUGUACCAGUUGUGUAGUGCGUUCUAGUCAGCCUAGGUGUUGCGUUCUAGCGGGUUGUUAUUGUGGUUGUACCGGUGCCAAACUAAGUUUUUACUCUAGUGUGCGUAAGGAUUUGUUAUUCUGUAUCCUGUAGCUACGUCUCUAUAAAAGGUGCAUCUUUCGAUGACUGGUUAAUCUAAUCUGUUGUUCUAAUUCUCAA
This is a messenger RNA of Phragmites australis (common reed), 770 nucleotides long. Its product is annotated as probable histone H2A.2. Bases 124 to 531 code for a protein of 135 amino acids. The transcript is spliced from 2 exons. NCBI's taxonomy places the organism in Eukaryota, Viridiplantae, Streptophyta, Magnoliopsida, Poales, Poaceae. Gene Ontology annotation, molecular function: protein heterodimerization activity; DNA binding; structural constituent of chromatin. The record is from RefSeq and is a predicted model, not a curated record. Gene Ontology annotation, cellular component: nucleosome.